GGGGGACCUUGGGGUACGGGAAUUUUCGGAUGUUUUCCUUUCCCACAUGUCAACUGAUGGGACAGACAGUAAGCUUCAAUAUACGUCCGAGGUUAGCCCAUCGCAGGUGAACCCAAUAUUCCAGCUAUCACCGACAGAAAUCUCCGAUCCAACCCUGCACUAUCCCAUUCGAGAGUGCAUAUUGUCUAAGCAGAUCUACCGAGGUCUUUGUUUGAUUAUAAACCAGAAAGACUUCUCACCAGAAACUGGCCAGACAUGUCGCGAGGGCACAGAUAGGGAUGCUGAUCGUGUAGAGCGUCUGUUCAAAAUGCUCGGCUAUAAUGUGCAGCGAUACCUGAAUGUCAAUCGAAAUAAACUGCAUCGUCUACUUCACGACGCUGCUACAUACGACCACAGCCAGUUCGACAGCUUUGUUUGCGUGAUCCUCAGUCAUGGUGAAAACGGGGUCAUCUAUGCUACGGACGGCCCUGUACCCACUGAUGUGGUGAUUGCCAACUUUCGCGGAGACCAAUGCAUUACCCUUACAGGAAAGCCCAAACUGUUUUUCAUCCAAGCUUGUCGUGGGGUUCAGUUUGACAAGGGUGCAGCCAUCCCUCUGGCCACGGACGCAGUCGGUGAUGUGGUGAUCACGAAACUCCCUGUCGAGGCGGACAUUCUGAUAGCCCAUUCCACUGUCCCUGGUUAUUUUGCAUGGCGCAAUUCCGUGGUUGGUAGCUGGUUUAUUCAAGAAUUGUGCAGGAUCUUAGAGGAGGACUACAAAGGAUCCACGGUACAUGACCUAGUCACUCUACUUACCGUGGUCGCACGGUGUGUCGCCUAUCAGUACAGAUCCAACACUGGACAAGCAGGGUCACAUAACAUGUUGCAAAUGACCAACUACUCUUCUACUUUGACGCGCUUAAUGUACCUGACAGUGAAGCCCAAAGACCGAUGAUUAUCGAGAGACGAGCGCGAUCCGAAACCUUUGACACAUCUCUCUGAACGGCUGUCUGAUCAUUUUGUCUACUAUCCUUAAUGACCAGGUGUAUUGUUUUUGCUACUGUUAUUGUUUUAACGAACUUCUCAUCAGUUUUCCGCAUUCCGAACACUUAUUCACAGCAAGCGCCUUACAAAUGUAGUCCUUGUUCUCUACUUGCUCACAAAGUAACUGAAAUCUUUGCUGUGGAUCAUUCAUACAUUGUCACAAUUCAGUGGCUGAUAAUUUAAUCUAAAUGAGGUGUUCUCAGUACGACUUAUGGUAUCGAUAGCUGUUGGCG
Molecule: messenger RNA, 1256 nt
Organism: Opisthorchis viverrini
Lineage: Eukaryota; Metazoa; Platyhelminthes; Trematoda; Opisthorchiida; Opisthorchiidae
Exons: 6
Coding region: 47-934 (295 amino acids)
Biological process (GO): apoptotic process; proteolysis
Cellular component (GO): cytoplasm
Source: RefSeq, a predicted model, not a curated record